UGGAAACCAAUUUGAGCGGUUCCAUCCCAACUUGGACACGAUGGGCGAUGUUCGCGUCGUUUGUCGCGUGCGCCCCCCCAACGCCAUGGAGCUUGCGCGUGGCGCCGCGGGUGUGCGAUGCGUAAAGACGCAGUCACCUGGCCUCGUGCAGGUGUACUCGGACGGUAUUGAAAGCGGGAGUGCGCCGCAAGCAUUCACGUUCGACAGUGUGUUUGGCGAAGAGUCCACACAACAGCAAGUGUUUGACGAGGUUGCACGACCCGUCGUGGCAGACAUCAUGGAGGGGUACAACGCUACGAUAUUCGCGUAUGGACAGACGAGCAGUGGGAAGACGUUCACGAUGGAAGGGGCAAGCAUCGACGACGAAGCUUUGCGCGGCAUCAUUCCCCGCACGGCGACGGAACUCUUCGCCCGCCUUAUGGAGGCCGACGAGAACAUGGAGUUUGUUGUGAAAGUGAGCUACAUCGAGAUUUACAUGGAGCGCAUACGGGAUUUGCUUGAUCCGUACAAGACUAAGAUCAAUCUCCAAGUUCGCGAGGACAACGACAAGGGCAUUUACGUCGACGGCGUCACCGAGUUGUGCGUGACGAGCGACGACGAACUGCUGUCCACCAUGCGAAGCGGAGCCGCAAACCGCGCGGUCGCCGCGACCGGUAUGAACGAAGGCAGUUCGCGCUCCCACAGCGUCUUCAUGGUAACGUUGUACCAGCGCAACCUAGAAACAAACUCCACCAAAGUCGGCAAGCUUUACCUCGUCGAUUUGGCCGGCAGUGAAAUGGUUCGCAAGACGGGGGCGUCGGGGAAGCAGCUCGAAGAAGCCAAAACGAUCAACAAGUCACUCAGCGCGUUGGGAAUGGUGAUUAAUGCCCUCACGACGGCCAACGUGACAUUCGUCCCAUACCGCGACAGCAAGCUGACGCGUGUGCUGCAAGAAGCGCUGGGCGGGAACUCGCGCACGUCGCUCAUCAUAAACGUGUCCCCGAGCAUCUUCAACGCUCCCGAGACCAUAUCCACGCUCCGAUUUGGCAAUCGCGCCAAGGCCAUCAAGAACAAGGCCGUUGUGAACGCCGAGAAGAGCGCCGAAGAGUACAAGCAACUGCUUGCCAAGGCGGAGAAAGUGAUCAGCAUGCAGCAAAACUACAUUCUCGUGCUUGAGACGCGGCUCAAGCAGCAACCACCGUCUGUCCCACAGCCACCUCCCGCGGCUCCAGUCCUUGCCGCCCCGGUGGAACCUGCCGUCACCCCGGAGAUUGCUGUUCCAGCGAGUCAGUCGGCUGAGCAAGAAGCCGCCGCCUUGGUAGCUCUCCAAGCGCUGCAGGAACGAAUCGUGCGCCUGGAAGAGCAACUCGCGGAGGAGCAGAACGAAUCGGCGCGCCGCGGCGACGAAAUCCGAUCGCUCACGGCUGUCCUGAACGACAAGCAAGCUGUGGCGGACAACCUGACCCUCCAGCAGCACACGUGGGAACGCCAGAGGAUGGACGACCAGACAUCUCGUUUGCUGCAAGAGGAACUAGCCAACAUGAAGCUCGAAAUGGACAAAGUCGUGUUUGAGAACCAAGAGAUUAAGCUGCAUGUGGCAACGCUCCAGCAAGAGCAGGAACGACUCCUCGCUGUGGAAGCGUCGCAGGCCACGUCGUCGAACGACCUCGUGGCCAACACAGCGGCAUUGGCUGAAAGCAACGGAGUCGAAGCAGACAUGGACAUGGCAGCCGCGACUUUGCCACCUCCAACGCCACCAGUAUCGCGCGUCGGUAGUGCAGUCGUGGCAAGUGGCGAAGACACCGCGGCAAAGUUGGAGAUGGAGCUCAAGGCCGCGCAGGACGAACUGGUCCAGCACCAAACGCAGGCCCAAAAAGACAUUCAACGAUUCACAGAAGAGCGUCGUCAACUCACAAACCAGAUCCAGGAACUGGCGCUUCAACUGCAAACUGUGCAGUCGAACCAGCAAGCCAUCUUGUCGACCACUGGACCGACUGGAAUGUCCGCGCGCGAACGACAGCACAUGCGCUCGAUUCAGCAAAAACUCGAGCAACUCGUGGCAGUGCACCGCCAGUUGCUGCGCAAGUAUGCGUCGUUGGAAGCUGAACACAACGAAGCACGGCAGAAACUCAGCCUCCGCGACGACCGCAUCAAAUCUCUCGAGGCCAACACACGACUGAUGGCAAGCAACAUGCGGCUGCAAUCGGAGAAGCACUUGGAAGAGCUCAGCGCGCUGCAUGUUCAACUUGCCGAGCUGCGCAAGAACAUGGCGAUGGAUCUCGAAGACCGCGUCAGCCUGGACGGGUCGGCCAGUGCAACGUCUUCAUCCGCGUCGUCGGCCGCCGUGCGACGCCAAACUAGCGUGUAUGUUCGUCAAGGAAGCAUAGUGGGCGACGGCGUCAUCCGACCCAUUCGCGGCGGUGGCCGACGGCAGAGCACGAUGGAUUCGCCUCCCAAGUCGAUCCAGACACCGGACACCCCCAGCGCCGCCGGUGGCCUCGGCUUCCUGCAGCGUAUGCUCGGUCUCAAGUAAGGAACGUAACCAGUGGGUUUGAUGUGUUUUUAUACAAGCGGGUGGACCAACUACAUUUCACCCCAGUCCGCGUCGUCGUCGU
Aphanomyces invadans is the source of this 2594-nucleotide messenger RNA. RefSeq lists its product as hypothetical. The record is from RefSeq and is a predicted model, not a curated record. Gene Ontology annotation, molecular function: microtubule binding; ATP binding; microtubule motor activity. Lineage: Eukaryota; Oomycota; Saprolegniomycetes; Saprolegniales; Verrucalvaceae. Gene Ontology annotation, biological process: microtubule-based movement; mitotic spindle organization. Bases 41 to 2512 code for a protein of 823 amino acids. The transcript has 4 exons.